CCAUCCAGUGAGCAUCCAUUGUUUUUUUUUGAGCUGUGGGUGAGUUCCUGUGGCCGGCAGCAUCAUGGGGGAGUUGUUCCGCAGUGAGGAGAUGACUCUGGCCCAGCUCUUCCUCCAGUCUGAAGCGGCCUACUGCUGCGUCAGUGAACUAGGGGAACUGGGAAUGGUUCAGUUCAGAGAUCUCAACCCUGAUGUGAACGUGUUUCAGAGGAAGUUUGUGAAUGAAGUGAGACGUUGUGAAGAGAUGGACAGAAAGCUCAGGUUUGUAGAGAAGGAGAUUAAGAAAGCCAACAUUCCAACUAUGGACACUGGAGAGAAUCCUGAAGUCCCGUUCCCUCGAGACAUGAUUGACCUUGAGGCAACUUUUGAGAAGCUGGAGAAUGAGCUGAAGGAGAUCAACACUAAUCAAGAGGCCCUUAAAAAGAACUUUCUAGAGCUGACAGAACUCAAGCAUAUCCUCAGACGUACUCAGCAGUUCUUUGAUGAGAUGGAGGAUCCUAACCUGUUGGAAGAAUCGUCAUCUCUGCUGGACCCCAGUGAGGCCGGCCGGGGGGCUCCACUGAGACUGGGAUUUGUGGCUGGCGUCAUAAACCGUGAGAGAAUCCCUACGUUUGAAAGGAUGCUGUGGAGAGUAUGCCGUGGAAAUGUCUUUUUACGUCAGACAGAGAUUGAGGAUCCCCUUGAAGACCCCACAACAGGAGAUCAGGUGCACAAAUCGGUGUUCAUCAUCUUCUUCCAAGGAGACCAGCUGAAGAACAGAGUAAAAAAGAUCUGUGAAGGGUUCCGUGCAUCUCUGUACCCAUGCCCUGAGACCCCUCAGGAAAGGAAGGAAAUGGCAUCAGGUGUCAACACUCGCAUUGAUGACCUCCAGAUGGUAUUGAAUCAAACUGAAGACCACCGACAGAGGGUUUUGCAGGCCGCUGCAAAAACUAUGCGCGUGUGGUUCAUCAAAGUAAGGAAGAUGAAGGCCAUUUAUCACACGUUGAACCUCUGCAACAUCGACGUUACACAGAAAUGUUUGAUUGCUGAGGUCUGGUGCCCCGUUUCUGACCUUGAUUCCAUUCAGUUUGCUCUGAGGAGGGGAACAGAAAGAAGUGGGUCUACAGUUCCCUCCAUCUUAAACCGAAUGCAGACCAAACAGACUCCACCUACUUACAACAAGACCAACAAGUUCACCUCUGGAUUCCAAAAUAUUGUGGAUGCGUACGGCAUCGGAACCUACCGAGAGAUCAACCCAGCUCCAUACACAAUCAUCACUUUCCCGUUCUUGUUUGCUGUCAUGUUUGGGGACAUGGGGCAUGGCUUGCUGAUGACUUGUGCUGCGCUUUACCUUGUCCUCAGAGAAACCCGUUUGCUUGCUCAGAAGAGUGACAAUGAGAUGUUUAACAUGAUAUUUGCUGGACGUUACAUCAUUCUACUGAUGGGGAUGUUCUCAGUCUAUACUGGGAUGAUCUAUAAUGACUGUUUCUCAAAGUCCCUCAACAUGUUCAGCUCUGGCUGGAGCGUUCGGCCCAUGUUUUCACCUAACGGAAACUGGACGUUUGAAACUCUGGAGGGUAAUUCAGUUCUCCAGUUAAACCCGGCUGUUCCUGGUGUGUUUGGUGGCCCGUAUCCUCUCGGCAUCGACCCUAUCUGGAAUAUUGCUGCAAAUAAGCUGACGUUCCUGAACUCCUUUAAGAUGAAGAUGUCUGUGAUUCUGGGUGUCAUUCACAUGCUGUUUGGAGUCACGCUGUCCCUCUUCAAUCACCUAUACUUUAAGAAGCCUCUGAACAUUUUCCUGAGUUUCAUCCCUGAGAUUGUCUUCAUGAGCAGUCUUUUCGGUUAUCUGAUCUUGCUCAUCUUCUAUAAGUGGAUUGCCUAUGAUGCGGUGACCUCUAAAGACGCUCCCAGUCUUCUGAUAGCUUUUAUCAACAUGUGUCUAUUUAACUACAACGACCCCACCAACAAACCACUGUACAGAGGACAGGCUGGGAUCCAGUCGCUGUUGGUGGUGAUAGCUUUAGCAUGUGUGCCGUGUAUGCUGGUGGUGAAGACUAUGGUCCUGCGCCGUCAGCACCUGUGGAAGAGGCACCUGUCCCAGAUGAGGGAUGCAAGACCUGCAGAGAAUCUAGAAACUUUAGAGCAGACAGGCACCAGCUCACCCCCCGGACUCACCCAACAGGGCACGCAGAAGUUCGGUGGCGUCCGGGUCGGAAACGGGCCUACAGAGGACGAGGCAGAGAUCAUUGAUCACGACCAGCUCUCACAACACUCAGAGGAAGGAGAUGAGCAUUCAGAGGAAGAACCGUUUAACUUUGGAGACAUGGCUGUUCAUCAGGCCAUUCACACUAUAGAGUAUUGCCUGGGCUGCAUCUCCAACACGGCCUCAUACCUGCGACUCUGGGCCCUUAGUUUGGCUCAUGCUCAGUUGUCUGAGGUGCUUUGGGGAAUGGUGAUGCGCCUUGGAUUGUCCUCUAGAAGUGGUGGGGGAUUCUUUGGCUUGUCGAUCAUUUUCUCUGCCUUUGCAACGCUAACAGUGUGCAUUUUACUCAUCAUGGAGGGAUUGUCUGCGUUCCUGCAUGCUCUGCGCUUGCAUUGGGUGGAGUUCCAGAACAAAUUCUACACAGGACAGGGCUUCAAGUUUGUCCCGUUUUCCUUCGAGAGCAUCCUAGAGGGUCGAUUUGACGAAUGAGAGCUACUACACAUCUGAAAUCUGACCGAUUCCCUCUCCUGCAUGGAUCCCGUCUCGCUCUGUCCUCUGCAGAAGCAGUGCUGUCUGGUGAAGUGUUUGUAAAAUGUGACCCCUGACCUCUAAAUGCACAUUUUUCCAGAGUGCUUAUUUGAGAUAUUCUAUGUUCUGUGAGCCUUUCUUCUAGAUUUAUGGCCCCACUCGAUGUAACAGUCCCUCAAAACAGUGUAUUAACUGUAAUUGAUGUUACAUUGUGUCAGAUGGGUGUAAAUCAAGCAGUGUGUAAAAAAAAUGUGUAUCCUCAUAGUGACCUACUUAAAAAAAAAUAUUUUGUCCUUAUUGAAAAGUAAAUCUGCCUUGUCCACACAGAUUUUUUAAAGGGCACCUAUUUUACCUCUAUUACAAGAUGUAAGAUGAACCUUUGGUGUUUCCAGAAUGUGUCUGUAAAGUUUCAGCUCAAAAUACCCAUCAGAUCAUUUAUUAUCGCCUCCAGAAUAUGCCAAUGCUGGUGUCUGAGAACAUUGUAGUCUGUGGCUUUAAAUGCAAAUGAGCUGCUUCUCCCCGCCCACCGUUUCCACGUGUGUGUCUGCUUCUCAUCAUGUUACCUCAGAUAAACAGCAGUCAGUGACAGACAAAUAUUUAAUGUAUCUGUGGUGAAGUUUAUUCAAGCCUUUCUGAAAUGAUGAGUCACACAC
Messenger RNA from Danio aesculapii, 3363 nucleotides. RefSeq names its product ATPase H+ transporting V0 subunit a1b (gene atp6v0a1b). Bases 65 to 2671 code for a protein of 868 amino acids. Gene Ontology annotation, biological process: vacuolar acidification; proton transmembrane transport. The transcript is spliced from 21 exons. Gene Ontology annotation, molecular function: proton-transporting ATPase activity, rotational mechanism; ATPase binding. The record is from RefSeq and is a predicted model, not a curated record. Gene Ontology annotation, cellular component: vacuolar proton-transporting V-type ATPase complex; plasma membrane; vacuolar proton-transporting V-type ATPase, V0 domain. Lineage: Eukaryota; Metazoa; Chordata; Actinopteri; Cypriniformes; Danionidae.